Messenger RNA from Fusarium proliferatum ET1, 663 nucleotides. RefSeq lists its product as uncharacterized. The transcript has 2 exons. Bases 1 to 663 code for a protein of 220 amino acids. Lineage: Eukaryota; Fungi; Ascomycota; Sordariomycetes; Hypocreales; Nectriaceae. The record is from RefSeq and is a predicted model, not a curated record.
AUGUACACUUCAACCAUCGCUCUCGCUAUUGCUCCCCUUCUCUACCUCGCCCGUGCAGACAUCAGUCUCGACCGGGACGACAUUCCACGAGAAUGCGACACCAUCUGUGAUCCCAUUGUCCAGCUCACCAAGACAUGCGACACUGACCUCCGCGGUGACCGUGACCGUGAAGAAGACCGUCUUGAGGCUCAGUGUGUCUGUACCAACGACUCUUUCAACGUCAGCCGUGUCGCUGCUCUCUGCGCCGGUUGCAUUCACCAGAAUGCUCAAAACAACCGCGAUGACGAUGACGACGAUGAUGAUAUUCGUGAUGACACCGAGGAAAUCGAUGAUCUCAUGUACACCUGUGGUUUCUCAUCCACCACCUAUGUCGCAUCCGCCGCCUCAGCUGCUGUCUCUGGCGUCUCAGUCGAUGCGACUCGGCCUACAGAUGCUUCUCAGUUGACCACCACCAUUGUUGGCGGUACACGAACCCAGAACUCCAACGAGCCUUCUGCUACCGGUAGCAGCGGUGGUAAUGGAGGUAGUGGAAGCAACGACAACAACAAUGAUGCUUCUGCUACCAACGACGCUUCCAACCCCGAUGAGACCAAUGCUGCUGCUGCCAUGGCACCUUAUGGAGUCGUCGGCGCUGUUGUUGGCGCUGCUAUGCUCCUGGCUUAG